Molecule: messenger RNA, 1406 nt
Organism: Hyposmocoma kahamanoa
Lineage: Eukaryota; Metazoa; Arthropoda; Insecta; Lepidoptera; Cosmopterigidae
Product: zinc finger protein weckle-like
Exons: 5
Coding region: 31-1353 (440 amino acids)
Biological process (GO): regulation of transcription by RNA polymerase II
Cellular component (GO): nucleus; chromosome
Molecular function (GO): zinc ion binding; chromatin insulator sequence binding
Source: RefSeq, a predicted model, not a curated record
GCCCAAUAUAUUAAAAACAAAUCAAAAACUAUGAAUGACUUUGGUCAUUUAGAAAAAAUUAUAGUCCGCGAGUUAUCAUGCCGGUUGUGCCUGUGCACGGAUGUGAUGAAACUGAAGCCACUCAGCGCCGAAGUGAAACGUAAACUGAAAAGGCUCUUCGACAUCGUCGUUCGUACAGAUGACAAUCUCCCAAAAGCAAUAUGCCACGAGUGCCUCCAGCAAGUGAGCGCUCUCCAUAUGUACACAGUAAAAGUGGAAAAAACGCAGAAGUUUCUCGAUUUUCAUAAAACGAAGAACAUAGAAGAAAAACUUAAUGGAACAAUGGAUGCAUCCAAACUAAAUCCCAUCAUAACGCCUGUGCUACCAGAACAUUUUGCAGUUGAUAGAAAAAUAAGUAACACCCCCAAACCCAAAACACCACCGGUUGCCGAAUUCCAACAAGGCGAUAUAAAGACACCCAAAAACAAGCUUACAUCUAAAAAGAAGUCUCCUUUAAAUUUGAAGUUUAUGGAGUCAAUGCCUUUGGAUGAAUUCGCUAAAGCAGAGGAAGUGGAUAAAUCACUCCUGAAUAGCGCAUCAGUGGUAAACAGGCCAUCUCGCUCUAGAACAACGCCCUCGCCACGUUCACCGACGAGGCAAAAAGAGAAAUUAGAAACUGUUCAACAUCUGAUCGAUCUCAAAAGCGACAUUUUGGACCCCAUUGUGCUAAUAGAUGGCAGACCUGCAAAGCACGGUGCCGCCUUAGACAAACAGAUAACUUUGUUUUACAAGAUGGAGUGUGGUAUAUGUCACGAAAAUGGAUUCCAUUUUAGAUCCUUGAUGAAACAUUACAAAGAACGGCAUGGAGUACCUGGAUACGUGUCAUGUUGCGACAAAAAAUUCCAUUACUUUUAUCCCAAAAAGAUCAUCGAACAUAUGGCAUACCAUCUUCAACCAAAUAUAUUCAUGUGUCCGAGCUGUCAUCAGAACUUCCAGACCUCGCAAGAGCUCUCUGAGCAUCAGAGCAACGGUGGCCGAUCAGAAGGCAAGAUUAUUUGUCCAAGAUGUAACGAACGCUACCCGACCUACCACGAACUUGGCUGGCACAUUGUAACCCAUCGAACUGACAAGAUGCAAUGCGACUACUGUGGCAAACAGCUAAAGCAUCACCACCGAAAGAAGACAAUAAACCACAUGGAAGCAGUAAUACUAUGUUCACAGUGUAUACGUUCACUGAGAAAUAUAGAAAAACAAGAAAAAGAGAUUAAAGAAAAAGUAAAGGCAAAGAGCAACGAUGUGCUCACACUUCAAAAGCAUAAGAAAUUCAGACAAGCGAUGGGACUAUCGGGCGAUGAGGACGCGUCUACGGACUAAUUGACGCGGAGUGGCUUAAAAAAAAUAGCAAAUUUGUUAAAGUUUCUACAGCA